This is a messenger RNA of Suillus bovinus, 2031 nucleotides long. Its product is annotated as Peroxin-3-domain-containing protein. Gene Ontology annotation, molecular function: protein-macromolecule adaptor activity. The record is from RefSeq and is a predicted model, not a curated record. Gene Ontology annotation, biological process: protein import into peroxisome membrane. Gene Ontology annotation, cellular component: peroxisomal membrane. The coding region runs from base 11 to 1867 and encodes 618 amino acids. The transcript is spliced from 7 exons. Lineage: Eukaryota; Fungi; Basidiomycota; Agaricomycetes; Boletales; Suillaceae.
AAGUGACCUCAUGUUUGACGCUGCAAGGAAAUACGUGUAUAACCGACGUCGUGGGCUAUUUGAGACGUCGGUUGUUCUCUGUGGAGCCUAUGCUGUGAGCCGCUAUGUCAACGAGAGAUUGGAGGAAGUCAAGGAGAAGGUUGUCAGAGAAAGGACUGCUCGAGAGGCACUUCGAAGACGUUUUCAGAGUACUCAUGAUGAUGCAUGCUUUACUAUUAUGGCACUUAUUCCUACACUGGCUGAGCAAAUCCUCGAGGAGAUGGAUGUCGAGUCGCUCACCAACGAGCUUCAAUCUCUGUCACGCACAUCCCGUCCUCGACCUCGCUUUCAACAUCCAGAGUCUCAUUCUGAGUCUGAAGUUAGCCUCGCCUCAGAUAUGCACUCAGAUGCUGGGUCUAUGUCAUUGUCAUCCUACUCGGGCAUUGAUGGAGAAACAUCAUCGAACAUGGCAGCUUCAACAGACAGUUGGGUCGAUCGCCUUUCGAGCUCCUCAUCACACAGGAGUACGAGUGAGCAGCUGCAACAACCUCAUGAUUUUCUUGCCUCUGCUGGUAGUCAACUAUCUGACUCAAUUACCACUGCUAGUUCUUCACUGAGCUACAAUCCCGGUGUCCCUUUUCAUGAGCCGCAGACUUCCAUGUUUCCCUCCACGAGUGAGAAUAGCACUCGAACGAAAGCACAACUAUGGAAGGAGGUAAAAAUAUUAACACUGACACGUACACUGACAACACUCUAUACCACUACUUUGUUGUCCCUCCUCACAAGCGUACAGCUAGCUCUUCUUGCACGUGAACGGUACAUAACUUCGGUUCUUUCUGCCGAACGUGUCGAACGCAUCCGCGAGGCAGCACCUACACUCUCUGGUCUCGUCUUCCGUGAGGCUGUAUCUCGCAUUGUUGACGUGGAGAUGAUAUGGCCAGCAUGGUCUACAGGUCAAGAGGAGUGGGAUGAAGAAGUCGAAGGCGUAUCAGAGGAUACUGAGAUGCGCUUCUUGACACUUAGCUGGUGGAUACUACACGUAGGAUGGAAGGAUAUAGCCGCGAGAGUGCGAAGUAGUGUCGAAGCCGUUUUUGAGGGAGUUUCCCUUAAGACAAAAUUGUCGCCUUCUGAGCUCCACGUACUGAUCCUUGAUGUUCGACGACGCGUUGAGCGGGAUGGUACAGGUGACAGUAGAGCAAGCAUACCUGGCCGCUUUCUUGGCUCUCUACUUCCACCGACUCCCGAAACAACAACCCACGUACUUGCACAAGGUGGUGCUCUCUCUCAAGUCCCUUCAAAAAUUUCAUCUCUCCCCAUUUCCUCCAUCUCGUCGUUAGGCGACAGCAAUGACUCUCCGCUGAUUGCCGGUCCCACCCCUCGUGUGGGUAUCUUUCCAACCCCUCCCUCAUCCAUCCCCACCUCAUCCCCAUCACCAUCCUCCAGCCGACCUGCCCCAAACACAACGUCCCUACUCCCAACCUCGCAACCUCGAGCCGAGUUCAAUGAUCCAAUAUUUUCCUUCCUCCUCUCGCAGACCAGAGCAUAUUUGUCCGGUCCAGAUUUUGCUUAUGCCCUCAGCGCUGCGCUCGACCGCGCCACGAUGGUACUGGUCGAUGGACUCCGGGCGAAGGUGUUCGUAGACUCAAACUCAACGAACGUCCCAGAUGGGCUGUCAGUAACCAAUCCGAUUGAUUUGACUGUGGAAGAGGAAACGAAGGAGGAGAUAAAGAUACGGUUGGCAGGCCUUUUGCCCGGAUUAGCGCGGUGGAGCCAGCUGGCGUUGAAUGCUGUGCCCAACGAAUUGGUAGAUAAUGUCAUGGCGGUGCGCGAGCUCGGUGCCCUGGAGGCAAUUGUCAUGUCAGAUUAUGAGGAUCGAUACUCUAAUUGAUGUCGAGACAGAAAAAGUCAUCUAUUAACUGUUUGAAUUGAUGAAUGACAUGUAUGCCUGGCGGCCUUGAGUGAUGCAUUAACGUCAGCAUAGAUCAAACACAGACAGAAAAUGUAUGCAUAUAUAGGGAAGCACCUCGCUCCGAAUUCGCAAGGGAAGAAAAU